CGCUGACUUUGCCCGCAUUCAUUCGUCCCUCAACCCAAUUUAUCUGUCUUACCUCCCCUGCCACAUCGACGCGCAAAACAACAUGGAGCAGGAAAUUGACGCUUGGAUUGCACAGCUCAGCCAAUGCAAGCAACUAUCUGAGGCUGAUGUCAAGAAGCUCUGCGACAAGACUCGAGAGAUCUUGAUGGAAGAGUCCAAUGUCCAGCCUGUGAGAUGUCCGGUGACUGUCUGUGGAGAUAUUCAUGGGCAAUUCCACGACCUCUCAGAGCUUUUCCGGAUCGGCGGGAACUCACCAGACACCAACUAUCUUUUCAUGGGUGAUUACGUCGACCGAGGCUACUACUCGGUCGAGACCGUCACUCUGCUCGUUGCCCUCAAGCUGCGCUACCGCGAUCGUGUGACCAUCCUACGAGGGAACCAUGAGUCGCGGCAGAUCACCCAGGUGUACGGCUUCUACGACGAGUGCCUGCGAAAGUACGGGAAUGCGAAUGUUUGGAGGUACUUCACGGACCUCUUCGACUACCUCCCACUUACCGCCCUGAUUGAGAAUCAAAUAUUCUGCUUGCACGGAGGUCUCUCACCGUCCAUUGACACCCUCGACCACGUUCGCGGGAUCGAUCGUGUACAGGAGGUGCCUCACGAAGGGCCAAUGUGUGAUUUGCUGUGGUCUGAUCCCGAUGACCGAUGUGGGUGGGGUAUCUCGCCGCGUGGAGCAGGAUACACUUUCGGUCAGGACAUUAGCGAGGCUUUCAAUCACAACAAUGGCCUCACUCUGGUCGCGCGGGCGCACCAGUUGAUCAUGGAGGGAUACAACUGGAGCCAAGAUCGGAACGUUGUAACAAUCUUCUCGGCACCGAACUACUGUUACCGAUGUGGAAAUCAAGCAGCCAUCAUGGAGAUGGAUGAGAAGCUGUCGUAUAGCUUCCUGCAAUUCGACCCUGCUCCCCGGGUGGGCGAGCCCCUUGUCACACGGCGUGUACCGGACUAUUUCCUUUGAUUUGCAUUUUUUUCAGUUUCGUACAGUUGACGUUCCACUUGAUACAAUGCAUCCGACCGUUGCAUAUUAUGUGUAGCUAGCUCAUCCAGAUAGCCCAGAUGAUACCAUUUACAGUGUACAUCCUAAAGUUUGCUUCGCAUAAAAUGCAAAUGAACCUGUAAAAACCGUGUCGAGAACUGAUUCGAGCUCAAAGAAAUUCGCAGUGAAUGUAUAUUAUGAUAGCUACCUGGUGCACGAUACAUGCUCUUUCCGAUCACUCUGCGAUGACCAAGCAGUGAGAAGGCCUCAAUGCGAGCAUGGAGCGUCACAUCCUUUCACUAUACUACUACAUGUACUGUGAACUAGUCCUCUGCUUCUCCAGCAGUGAUUACAUCGU
This is a messenger RNA of Laetiporus sulphureus 93-53, 1373 nucleotides long. RefSeq names its product serine threonine protein phosphatase 2A. Gene Ontology annotation, biological process: peptidyl-serine dephosphorylation; mitotic cell cycle. The record is from RefSeq and is a predicted model, not a curated record. The transcript has 7 exons. Gene Ontology annotation, molecular function: protein serine/threonine phosphatase activity. The coding region runs from base 83 to 997 and encodes 304 amino acids. Lineage: Eukaryota; Fungi; Basidiomycota; Agaricomycetes; Polyporales; Laetiporaceae. Gene Ontology annotation, cellular component: cytosol.